CAGCGACCACUCCACUCCUCUGUGCACCACCGGACUGGACGCCUUUGGCUCCAAACGAACGAGUUUUGAGGAUUAUUUAUUUAUUUUCUUCUUGGGGCAGAAAAAACUAAACAAAAAAAAAAGUACCCACGAAGAGCUCACAUUAAAACCACCUUGUCACUGUGAUCCAAACAUGGCUGAGGUGGCACAGGUCAAGAAGGAAGAUGUCCCACGUAAAAAGGAAUACGUGAGCAAUUCAGAUGGCCAGAAGGAUGAGAAGAAGAGGAGCGAGACGCCAGACACACAGAAGAAAAAGGCUGGCGAGGCACAUGUGAACGGCACGGAACACAAGGGAAAGGACAAGGCUAGUGGUGAUAAGAAUAGAAGAAAGAAAACCGCUAAAGUGGAGGAGGAGGAAGCGCCACCUGACACAACUGAAGAAAAUAACAUUUCUGAUGUUGUGCUUAAAAAAGAGAAACUGCUCCGAUCCAGAAAACCUGUGGCCAGAAGCUAUGUGCCCAACAUGAACAAAGACAAGGGCGAUGUGACGGGAAAGUUUGAGGCCAUGCAGAAGGCCAGGGAGGAGCGCAGCAGGCAGAGGAACAGGGACGAACAGCAAAAGAGGAAGGAGCAGUUCAUCAAGGAGAGGGAAUGGAACCGCAGGAAGCAGCAGAUAAAAGAACUUCUUGCUUCCAGCGAUGAGGAGGAAGAAGUGAAGCCGGCAAAGGUGGAGAAAUCCUACGUCCCCAAAAUCACAGGUAGUGUGAAGGGAAAGUUUGCCGAAAUGGAAAAACAAAGGCAAGAGGGGGAGAGGAAGAAGAUGGAAUGUGAAAGAAAAAGGAGGGAAACCCAAGACAACAUGGAAAAAGACAAAAUCAAAAGGGAAUUGGCGAAGAAGGCAGCUGAGGAAGGAGACGACACCAUCCUGAUACAUGUUGUCCCCACGAAGUCAUCACGAGCUCCAGGCAAAAUCAAAAUGAACUUUGAGGACAUGGAGAAAAGUCGAGAAGAGGAGCUGAAGAAGUCAGCAGAGGAAGAGAAGAAGAGACGCUACGAUGAAAACAGACGCUCUUUCCGGGAGGCCAAGCGGCGCUCGGUUGUCCCAGAGGAGGAAGAGGAUAAGCCCGUGGAGAAGGUACAGGUGUCUCCGGGAAAGUUAAAGAUGACAUUUGAAGAGCUGGAGAGGGAAAGGCAGGAACAGAGAAGAAAGCAAGCAGAGGAGGAAGCCAAACGGCGCCUCCAACAGGAAAAGAAAGCUUUUGAUGAGGCCCGCCUAGGAUUGGAGGAAGAUGAGGAAGGCACUCGGGCACCAUCUCCGGAUGACAAAGAAGAUUUCCGACCUGGAAAACUAAGAUUGAGCUUUGAAGAACUUGAGAGGCAACGGGUCGAAGAGGAGCGCAAGAAGGCCGAGGAAGAAGCCAAGAGACGGAUGGAGGAGGAGAGAAGAGCUUUUGCUGAAGCCAGAAAGAGCAUGCUUGUCGACGAGGAUGACGAAGCUCUAAUGGCCUUACUGAACCUGGAGGGGAGUGAACCCGGAAAGAUCUGUGCCAGUUUUGAGGAGCUGGAGCGCCAGAGAAGAGAGGAAGAGCAGAAGAAGGCAGAGGAGGAGGCCAAGAAGAGAUUGCAAGAGGAGAAGAGGCUCUUUGCCGAGGCACGCAAAAGCAUGAGCCCAAGCCUGGAUGAGGAGAACCCUGCAAUUGGAGAUGAAACAGUUCUAGAUGACGAGGAUGAAUUAGAGAGGACAGAAUCGCAGGAAGCGCUACACCCAGGAAAACUGGAGAUGAACUUUGAGGAGCUGCUGAAGGAGAAGGAGGAGGCUGAAAGGAGACGCAAGGCAGAGGAGCGAAAACAGAAACUGGAGAAGGAGAAGCAGGAGUUUGAACAACUCAGACAAGAGAUGGGCGAGGAAGAAGUGAAUGAAAGCGCCUAUGUUGUAAAUAGUGAGUACGAAGAGCUGACCAAGCUGAAGAGGACGGGCUCCAUCCAGGCCAAGAACCUAAAGUCCAAGUUUGAAAAGAUCAAGCAGCUGACCGAAGAGGAGAUUCAGAAAAAGAUUGACAUGGAGCGAGCUCGAAGGAAGGCUGCCGAUGAUGAAAUUAAAGAGAGGGAAGCUGAACGGUUCCUGGAGGAGGAAGACGGCAGCCAAAUGACUUCGCCGCGAGGUGAGGAGACGCCAUUCAAACAGAAGGUGGACAUGCGAGCCAGGUUUGAACAAAUGGCCAAAGCCAGAGAGGAUGAGGAGAAAAGGCGGAUAGAAGAGCAGAAGCUACAGAGAAUGCAGUUCGAACAACAGGAGAUCGAUGCUGCCCUCCAAAAGAAAAAGGAGGAUGACGUCGAGGAUGAGGCGAGCAUCGUCAAUGGCUCCUAUGAGGACGACGAAGACCACGCCAGAUCGGGCGCCCCGUGGUUCAAAAAACCGCUCAAAAACCAGUCUGUGGUGGACUCGGAGCCCGUCCGCUUCACCGUCAAGAUCACCGGAGAGCCCAAGCCGGAGGUGACCUGGUGGUUUGAGGGAGAGAUGCUCCAAGACUGUGAAGACUAUCAGUACAUUGAGAGAGGGGAGACGUAUUGCCUCUACCUGCCAGAGACCUUCCCCGAGGACGAGGGCGAGUACAUGUGCAAGGCGGUGAACAGCCGAGGCACUGCGGCGAGCACCUGUAUCCUCACGAUAGAAACUUAUGACUACUGAGGUCCUUCCACCCGCUGGAAACUUUCCUUGUUCUCUCUCUUUAAAAAAAUGAAUAAAACGGAUUUGUCCCUCAUGCCCAUACAACAGAGGGAAGCAAGUGGCUGUUUCUUGGCAUUCCUGAGGGAGGCAUACACAAAAUCACAAAAAUGCAGAGUGUUUACUUGUUAAUCGGUUGUAAAGCUGCACUCUCUAUAAAUAUAGAGUAUGACCUGUGCCAAAACACCGACGACAUUUUUGUAUAAAUCAGUAUUCUCAUAGGUUUGCCAUGUUAUUUUAAUGUUCUGUCAUAAUCCCAAAUCAUUUCAUCAAUGAUGUGGUUGUGUCUUUUUAAGCAUACCACAAAAUGUUUUGAUGCUCACAUGAAAUGACCUUGAUAUGGUAGUCAUGACACAAAUUAUAAAUCCACAGCAGUGAGUCGCUUCAUGCGGAUAUGAUGACAUCGACAAGCAUAUUGUAGAGAAAAAAAAAUUGAGCAUGACCAUUAAUUGAAACUCAUUCAGCGCCAGCUAAUUCUAGACCGCCUUUUCUUUCUUUUUUUUUACCUUAAGUCUUGGAAAAAUUGAAAAAAAAAAGUAUCUGGGGUUGAACGUGUGGAGUGUGAAAAGACAUAAAUAUGACUUUGGGAGUGAAUGAGUUAAGUAAAAUGCUUCAAUGAUAUAAUCCUCUGUGAUGCCCUUUUGUCAUUUUAAAUUAUUUUUACCUGUAAUUCUCUUGUAAAAUUUGAUAUGCAGUUGUGCUGAACGGUAGGUAACUAGUUCACGGUUUGACAAUAAAGCAAUCUUCGGCUCACAA
This is a messenger RNA of Hippocampus zosterae (dwarf seahorse), 3460 nucleotides long. RefSeq names its product nexilin (F actin binding protein) (gene nexn). The coding region runs from base 173 to 2668 and encodes 831 amino acids. Gene Ontology annotation, biological process: homophilic cell-cell adhesion; dendrite self-avoidance; axon guidance. The record is from RefSeq and is a predicted model, not a curated record. Gene Ontology annotation, molecular function: cell-cell adhesion mediator activity. The transcript has 15 exons. Gene Ontology annotation, cellular component: axon; plasma membrane. Lineage: Eukaryota; Metazoa; Chordata; Actinopteri; Syngnathiformes; Syngnathidae.